CCUUAAGUGAAGAAAGCGAAUCGGCCAAAUGUUUACUAAAGAUGACUAAGAAAGUAUUAGAGCAAAAUGCUUCUAUUAUGGAAAAACAAGAAGCAUUAGAAGUUAUGCUAAGUCAACUUACUAAUAGUGUCAAGGAUUUACGAUCUUCAUACAACCUGGACGUGAUAGUCGAAGAAGAUGACAAAACGUACUUUCAGAUGGUUGCUAAACGGGUUUUUGGAAGACAACCUACCAAAAAUCAGUAUGCAGUAACACAUGCCAUCUUACAUAAUCUGUUCAACUCUGAAAUUACAAAAAUUAAGUUUGACAAAAAAUAUUUAACGUGA
Messenger RNA from Racocetra fulgida, 326 nucleotides. The record is from the annotation of a GenBank genome assembly. NCBI's taxonomy places the organism in Eukaryota, Fungi, Glomeromycota, Glomeromycetes, Diversisporales, Gigasporaceae.